AGACCCCUCCUCAAGAAGCCUUCCCUGGACCCAGCUGUUUUAGGAAAUUAUCGUCCGGUCUCCAACCUUCGCUUCACAGUGAAGGUUGUAGAGAGUGCGGUGGCACGUCAAUUACCCCAGUACCUGGAUGAAACUGUCUAUCUAGACCCGUUCCAGUCCGGCUUUCGACCUGGAUACAGUAUGGAGACAGCUUUGGUCGCGUUGGUUGAUGAUCUCUGGAGGGCCAGGGACAAGGGUUACUUCUCUGCCCUGGUCCUAUUAGACCUCUCAGUGGCUUUCGAUACCAUCGACCAUGGUAUCCUGCUGAGCCGGCUGGGGAGUUUGGGAGUGGGAGGCACUGUUUAUCGGUGGUUCUCCUCUUAUCUGUCUGACCGGAUGCAAACGAUGUUGGCAGGGAGGCAGAGAUUGACCCCGAGGCGCCUCAUGUGUGGGGUGCCGCAGGGGUCGAUUCUCUCGCCUCUCCUGUUCAACAUCUAUAUGAAGCCACUGGGUGAGAUCAUCAAUGGUUUUGGGGUGAGGUACCAACUGUACGCUGAUGAUACGCAGAACUUGGGCGUUCUCCUGGAUGGGCGGUUGUCUUUUGAAGAUCACUUGACGACCGUCUCCAGGAAAGCUUUUUAUCAUGUCCGCCUGAUUCGCCAGUUGCGCCCCUUCCUGGACCGGGAUGCCCUAUGCACGGUCACUCAUGCUCUUGUUACCUCUCGCUUGGACUACUGCAAUGCUCUCUACAUGGAUCUCCCCUUAGAGAGCACCCGGAGGCUCCAGUUAGUCCAAAAUGCAGCUGCAUGUGUGAUAGAGGGAGUGGGUUGGAGCUCCCAUGUAACACCUAUCCUGCGCAGACUGCACUGGCUGCCUGUUGUCUUCCGGGUGCGCUUCAAGGUAUUGGUUACCACCUUUAAAAUGCUCCAUGGCUUAGGACCGGGAUACUUACGGGACCGUCUACUGCCAUCUUGUACCUCCCAGCGACUUGUGCGUUCUCACAGAGAGGGACUCCUUAGGGUGCCGUCAGCCAAGCAAUGUCGACUGGCGGCUCCCAGGGGAAGGGCCUUCUCUGUGGGGGCUCCUACCCUGUGGAACGAACUUCCCCCUGGACUU
Messenger RNA from Ahaetulla prasina, 1095 nucleotides. RefSeq lists its product as uncharacterized. The annotation marks the transcript as partial. Lineage: Eukaryota; Metazoa; Chordata; Lepidosauria; Squamata; Colubridae. The record is from RefSeq and is a predicted model, not a curated record. The transcript is spliced from 2 exons.